AUGAUGAUAAAUCAAAAGCUUCUUGAAAAUUCAUUUAAAUUAUUUCAGGGUCAACAUUUAGAUGUGAUCUGUUUUAACCGUUACAACUCCUGGUACCACGAUACGGGAAGGUUAGAGGUGAUAACUGGCAACGUAGUCGAGGAGGCAACAGCAUGGCAUAGGGAGCAUAAUAAGCCAGUCAUUAUGACAGAGUAUGGCGCUGAUACCAUUGCAGGGUUGCAUUUGAUGCCUGAAUACGUGUGGUCUGAAGAGUAUCAAGUAGCGCUGAUGUCAGAACAUUUCAAAGCCUUUGAUAAGCUUCGGCAUGCUGGUUUUUUUUCUGGAGAAUUUAUUUGGAACUUUGCUGAUUUUAAAACUACGCAAAUUAUAACCCGCGUAGGUGGUAAUAAAAAGGGUAUCUUCACGAGAUCAAGGCAACCCAAAGCGUCUGCGCAUCAUCUUCGUGCUCGCUAUCGCGCUCUUGCUUCUGAAGACGGCGUUAUUCCCCCCUUCGUUGGCAAUUACAUAAGUGACGUGAAACCAGCCCAAUCCCAUAAUGAACUAUGA
This is a messenger RNA of Pieris macdunnoughi, 546 nucleotides long. NCBI's taxonomy places the organism in Eukaryota, Metazoa, Arthropoda, Insecta, Lepidoptera, Pieridae. The record is from the annotation of a GenBank genome assembly.